Molecule: messenger RNA, 598 nt
Organism: Capsella rubella
Lineage: Eukaryota; Viridiplantae; Streptophyta; Magnoliopsida; Brassicales; Brassicaceae
Exons: 5
Coding region: 94-420 (108 amino acids)
Source: RefSeq, a predicted model, not a curated record
AAGAUCCUUUGAAACAUUGAAGCGGUCAAAAACGACAAAAGUUGAGUUUUGUUUGGCAAAAGAGAAGACACAACAGAUCUCUCGUUCUCGACGAUGGUGCAUUCGCAUUACUCAUUUGUAAUCCGACAAGUCCGUUUACGUUUAUUCUUAAUUCGUAUUCCAGGACACUUGAAGAAGAUCAGGAAGAAUCAUGAUGAGUUCCUGGAAGAAAUCUCAAAGCUCAAAUCAGUUCCUGAAAUAGUAUUUAGAAUUGACGAUCAAGUUAAACUACUCAGAGAGGAGAACAGGGAUCUAGACAAAGCCAACGACGAGAGGAUAAGGCAACGCUCCAUAAGAAACGCCGAGAGACGUCGGCACAUUGAAGCUAUAGAAAAAUUAAAGGAAACUCUACUCCGGCAGAAGAAAAAUGAAGAUCAAUGAACACUGAGAUCACAUGAAUUUUCCAUACACUAUACAACAAAGGCGGCUAAGAGUUUACUCUUUAUUUUGUUAUUUUGACAUCAUCCCGAAUUAGAGUAUUUUUAUCUAAAUAAUGAUACAUCUUAUCAUCUGCAUGUGCCUGGCUUUAUAACAUCAUUAAAUAAUGUUACAUUUAUAU